Myxocyprinus asiaticus (Chinese sucker) is the source of this 915-nucleotide messenger RNA. It is a transcript of the gene tmtops3b, whose product is annotated as teleost multiple tissue opsin 3b. NCBI's taxonomy places the organism in Eukaryota, Metazoa, Chordata, Actinopteri, Cypriniformes, Catostomidae. Gene Ontology annotation, molecular function: G protein-coupled receptor activity. The record is from RefSeq and is a predicted model, not a curated record. Gene Ontology annotation, biological process: G protein-coupled receptor signaling pathway. Gene Ontology annotation, cellular component: photoreceptor outer segment; membrane.
AUGUGUUUAGCAGCCUUUAGUGGGGGCGAUGACGCUCGAGAGCUAACAGUGUGUUUGGGAAUGAUCUUCGUUUUUGGUUUCUUAAAUAACUUUCUUGUUCUCUUGGUCUUCGCCCGCUUCAACUUAAUGCUGCUGAACAUCAGUGUGAGUGACAUGUUUGUGUUUCUGGCACACCUCAGUUUCGCCGCGUCCGUCUGCGGCUGGUGUCUGACUGGAGAUGACGGCUGCACGUAGUAUGGUUUUUCCAACGCACUUUUCGGUAUUGUUUCACUGGUAUCCCUUGCUGUGCUGUCUUACAAGUGUUACAGCACCAUCCUCUGCUAUUCCAAAGCAGAUAUGUAUUACUAUAGGAAGGCCUGGCUUUCCAUCACUGGCUGCUGGCUGUACUCUCUUGUGUGGACAGUGCCACCACUUUUUGGAUGGAGCAGUAAUGGUCCUGAGUAUCCUGGAACCACCUGUUCAGUCCAGUGGAACCAGCAGUCUCUGGAAACCAAGUCAUAUGUCAUCUGCGUUUUUGUCUUCUGUCUGCUGCUGCCUCUUCUACUUAUGGUCUACUGCUACAGAAAGAUCCUCAUUGCCGUUCAUGGGGUUGCUAAGAUCAACCAGACAGUUGCUCAGAGGAGGGAAAUGCACAUGCUGGUGAUGGUGGUUUCCAUGGUGUCCUGUUACCUCCUCUGCUGGAUGCCGUAUAGGGUUAUGGCAUUGCUUGGCACGUUUAGAGUUGGCAUUGUCAGCCCCACAGCCAGUGUGGUGUCUUUCAUACUAGCAAAGAGCAGCACUGUUUUGAACCCUAUCAUCUAUAUUCUGUUCAAUAAUCAGUUAUACAGGUGCUUUAUAGAUUUAGUAAGGUAUGGACCAGAACCUCCAGGCCAUCUCAUCCUGCACACACCACCCAACAGAACUGCAUCCCAAUGA